Polypterus senegalus (gray bichir) is the source of this 6644-nucleotide messenger RNA. RefSeq names its product phthioceranic/hydroxyphthioceranic acid synthase-like. Gene Ontology annotation, molecular function: fatty acid synthase activity. NCBI's taxonomy places the organism in Eukaryota, Metazoa, Chordata, Cladistia, Polypteriformes, Polypteridae. The annotation marks the transcript as partial. The record is from RefSeq and is a predicted model, not a curated record. The transcript is spliced from 2 exons. Gene Ontology annotation, biological process: fatty acid biosynthetic process.
GAGACUGUGACAUGGCCAUCUGUGGAGGUGUCAGUUGCAUAAUUGAACCGCGAGUUUAUGUCGCUCUGAGCAAAGCCAAGAUGGUGUCUCCUGAUGGGACUUCCAAACCUUUCUCCAGCAGUGCAGAUGGCUACGGAAGGGGAGAAGGAUGUGGGAUUGUUCUUCUAAAACCCUUAACAAAGGCAAUGACAGAUCUUCAUCAUAUCAGAGGCAUCAUAACGUGCAGUGCUGUAAAUCAAGAUGGAAGAACAGUGACACCCAUCACCAGACCAUCAAUGAUGCAGCAGGAGGAGCUUCUACACAGUAUUUAUUCCAAACAUGUCGACCCUUCACACAUACAAUAUAUAGAGGCUCAUGGGACUGGAACACCAGUGGGUGAUCCUACUGAGGCCAGCAGCAUCUCUAAUGUAGUUGCUAAAUUUCGUUCAACUGGAUCUCCAAGUCUUGUUAUCGGCUCUGUAAAAGGUAACAUUGGACACACUGAAUCUGCAGCCGGUAUAGCAGGGCUCAUCAAAGUCCUCUUGAUGAUGCAACAUGAAACCAUUGUUCCAUCCCUCCAUUAUUCCAAAGACAGCACCAGCAUUGACCCAGAAGCUCUCAAUCUUAAAAUUCCAAUUAAAACAGAAAAAUGGGAAAGUAGUGGACCAUUUGGUAGGGCUGCAGGAGUGAAUAACUUUGGAUUUGGUGGGACUAAUGCACAUGCUGUGGUGCAGCAAUACAAAGAGACCCGGGUUCUGAAUCACAGAGUUCAAAAGACACUGAAGCUGUUUGUACUCUCGGCAGCCUCAGAGAAAGCCAUUCAUAUGACAAUGGCUGACAUUGUUAGGAAAAUUGACAGCAGUGUGUCAUUGGAGCUACACGACCUGGCAUAUACAUCUGCAUGUAGGAGAAGUCACGCCAAACACAGGUACCGAAAAGCCUUUGUAACAUCGACUCUUGGGAAUUUAACUAAGCAGAUCCAAACCUCAGUCAAGAUGAAAAUAGCAGCUGCCAAAUCCGAUCGACACUUAGUGUUUGUGUUCUGUGGGAAUGGAGUCACCUACAAAGGAAUGUGCAAACAACUGAUAAAGGAAGAAAAUAUAUUUAGACAGAAAAUUAUUGAAAUUGAAAACAUUUUUAAUGAUUAUGAUUCAAUUCGUCUUCUAGACCGGUUGGAAAAUGAAACAGACUAUGAUGAUUUCUCCAAGCCAAAUAUCAUCCAGCCAUUGCUGUUUGCCAUCCAGGUGGCCUUAUCGAGCCUUCUGAGUCAUUGGGGUAUAAAGCCAAAUGCUGUUUUGGGUCACUCUGUAGGUGAGGUUGCAGCUGCACAUUGCUCAGGUCUGCUCUCCCUUGAGGAUGCUGUAAAAGUCAUUUACUAUCGAAGCCUCUUGCAGGGUAAAGUCACCGGAGGUAAGAUGCUUGUUGUCAGCAACUUUCCUGUUUCUGAUAUAUUAGGCUUUGUUAAUGAUUAUUCUGGGAAAGUCAAUAUUGCUGCCUUCAACAGCCCCAGAUCGUGCACAUUAUCAGGUGAUGCAGAGGCCAUAGAUGAUGUUCACCAGAAGUUAUCAUCAACUUUUAGCUCCAAGAGUAUUUUUUUGCACGUCUUAGAUGUCCCUGCUGCUUAUCACAGUCAUAUGAUGGAUCCCAUUUUGAAGGUAACUGAGGAGAAAAUUGGGCUCCUACAAACUGGACCAAUGACCACAGAUCUUAUUUCUACAGUAACAGGAGAAUUUGUUUCCACAGGAGAUUUCAACACUGGUCACUACUGGGCAAAGAACAUUAGAGAACCCGUGGCCUUUGAGCAGGCAGUAAAAGCAUCUGUUUUUGGCAAGAAAGAUCUUGUAUUUCUAGAAAUUGGUCCCAGAAGGGCACUACAAAGGAACAUUAUAGAGAUUUUAGGAUCUGAGACACUAAUAUUUCCCAUAGUGCAACCAGCUAAGGACUACGAGACUCUGCUUACUGUGGUGGCCAAACUGUUUGAGCUAGGCUUUGACAUCAGCUGGGAACAGUUUUAUCAAGGGAACGAGACUCUGCCAAGCCCUUACCCAAGGUACCAGUUUGAUCGCAUCAAGAAGGAGGUAUCUUUUGAAAUGGUACGCCAAGGUAAAGAAACCGUGGGAAGCUUGGCUCAUCCUGUUCUCCAUUGCGUUGGGAACAAUGGCACAGAGUUUGUGUGUGACAUUUCUAUUGAUAGCUCGCCUUACGUUUAUGACCAUAAAAACAAUGGCAUUGCAAUUGUGCCUGGUGCUCUGUAUGUAGAACUUGGACUGGCCGCUGUCUUUGCUAGCCUGAAACCAAAGUUGCCUCUGAGAUCCCUUCGGAUCAGUGCUGACUUUCACAGUCCUUGCAUUGUAAAUCAGAAUUUUAUUGAGCUGAAGCUUCAACUGGAGCCGUUUGACGGAGAGACAACAUUUAACAUUAAUUCGUCAAAGACAACAUUUGCAUCCGGCAGUGUUCAACAUAACAGUUUAGUACAUGAAAAGAACAUCUUAGUGAAAGAGAUCUACAAAAGGUGUACAAUAAUAGUGAAAUCUGAUGAGGUUUAUGAAAAACUUUUCCAAGCAGGAUUCCAGUAUGGACCUGUAUUCAGGCAACUCAGGGAGGUGAAUUAUGGAAAGGAAUUCGAGGAAGCCAUCACAAAGGUUAAAGUCCCAGUAGAGGUCCUAGAAGAGCUCCACGAAUACUGCAUUCAUCCAGUAAUUUUAGACUAUUUCAUGCAAAUGACAGCUGUUGUUGUGAUGAGUAGUUCCAAACCCAGACCAGGAUUUCCUUCAGCUGUUGGAAGUUUAAUUGUUUCUCAGCCUCUACAGGAGGACAUGUUUCUGUACCUAAGAACAACAAAAGAAACACCUGAGAUCUGUGAAGUGUGUGGAGCUUUCACAAACGAAGAGGGCCUUGUGUUAGCUGAACUCCAGCAAGUAACCAUCCGAUUUUUGGGAACACACAAUUCAGUUGUGUCUAAGUUCUUCUACCAGAAUAACUGGAAGGUGGUCACAGAAAAACCGGUGUCACAAAUUGCACCUACAGCCUUGGUGUUUGCAGAUCUGCUAGGUGUUGCCAGGACUUUAAAGGCAUACUUGGAUCCAAAAUCUGUAUUUGUUUCACAGAAAAGACAAGACCAGGGGUCCACAGUUGAGAUUAAUGAAUUAUUAACAAAGUCUAACAUCCAGGUCAAUGGUCGCAGCUUUGACAUGAUUUUGUUCCUCUGGGGUAUUCAAAACCUUAGUGAUCUAAGCUCACAAAUGGUACUUGAGCAUAUAGUAAGUUGUUGUGAGGCUUAUCGCCAGAUGAUACUCUAUUUAAAAGAAAAUAACCUGACAUUUCCAGUCAGAACCAUUACAUACAGAACAAGUGAAUGGACCGUUGAUCAUAUAAAUCCAGGCUUUGCACUGUCUGGUAUGACCAGGGCCUGUGCGGCAGAAAUUGCUAGUCUCUCCUUCCAGCUGAUUGAUGUUUCAUCUGUCAGCAAUGAGGACAUCUGUGCUCUGGCAGAAGUCAUUUCUUCAUACGAUGGUAAACAUUUUCCAGAAGUUGCAAUAAAUAAGGGUCACAUUUACACAGCUGACAUUAGUCGCACACCCAUCAACAUUUCAAAUGAUGUCAGACCGAAGAUUUCUAAUCCACCUUCUGAGAGUGUGGUACUCCGCACAACAGAUCCCUACAACAUUACUGGUCUGUAUGCUGAGCUCACUACUGACAAUGAGAAGCCCCCAGGGAGACAGUCUGUAAAGGUUCAAAUUAAGAAGAUUUGCCUUCAUUCGUGUGACUUCUUUCCAGUCAGCUUUUCCGAUUUGAGCUUUGCUCAGACGCUGUAUUGGAAUAAACACGCAUCAACUGGACACAAUCUGUUAGUGUUGGAUUUCUGUGGUGUAAUUGCCGGCGUGGGAAGGGAUGUAAAAAAAUGGAAAGUAGGAGAUCCAAUCGUUUCCUGUUUCCCCACGAUGGCGUCAUCACAAGUUAUUCUACCCGACUCUGUAUGUUAUGAUGGGCACAAAUUUCCAUCUCUCAUGGAAACUCCAUGUCUAUCCCACUUUAUACUGUCAUGGGAAAUAUUACAAAUAACUUUACCAAAAGUAAAGCAACAAAAACAGUUAGCUAUUUUUACCUCUGCACCUGAGUCAAGCUUAACAAAAGUUUUACAGUUUUCUGCUGGUAGAUCUGGAUGGAUGGUAUCAGUUGAGCAUUAUUCACAACGCCAACUCAACAAAUAUGAUGCUGUGGUUGUUUUGCCCCCUUACGACACACAAGUUCUUCAAGAAGUUUGUGUUUCCACUGCCAAACACAUUGUUAUAGUGUGUGAGAACCACGGGACUCAUCCAUUGUCUAAGAAUCUCCUCAGAUUUGAAAGUGAAGAAACUCAUGUUCACGUCCUUCAAGUCUCCCAUAUUUUUCAAAAGGCUUUCUUAAAGAAGCACAAAAUCGAUGUCUACAAGUGGAUGAAAUCGAUCAAACUAGGUACAAAGGACUUGAACCUCAACGGUAAAUGCUUGCAAAGCACUGUCUAUUCCUGUAGUGAGACAAUGUCCCUCGAGCAUCCAGGAUCGUACUUCACUACUAAGUCCAUCCCAUUGGUAAUUAUGGAUAAGGUAUUAGAAAACAGGGAUAUUUCUUGUAUUCCAGUCCAUCAGAAUCAAAGAAUGUUUUUUAAAAAGAAUUCAGUUUACAUAGUGACUGGUGGUCUGUCAGGACUGGGAUUUGAGACUGUGAAGUUCAUUGCCCAGCGGGGAGGUGGCUACAUUGUUAUUCUGUCCAGAACUGGCCCAAAUCCUCAGAGACAGUUAGAUAUUGCAAAUCUGAACAACAUGUUUGGAACGACCAUCUCCAGUAUCUGCUGUGAUGUAGGCAUUCUCAGAGACGUUGAGAAGGCAGUUGCUGCCAUCAGACAUACUUUCCCCAAAGUUCCAAUCCGAGGGGUUUUUCACAGUGCAGUGGUCCUACAUGAUGGAUUGAUACAGACUUUGAACAAAUCUCACUAUGAGCAAGUUAUGAGGCCUAAAGUUGCAGGGGUCCUGAAUCUUCAUAACACUACAAGUCACUGUCAGCUAGAUUAUUUUGUGUGUUACUCUUCUAUCACUUCAUUUGUUGGAAACUCAGCCCAAACCAACUAUGCUGCCGCAAAUUCAUUUCUGGACACCUUCUGCCAUUACCGAAGACGGCUGGGACUUUCAGGCCAGUCGAUUAACUGGGGGGCCUUGAAUCUUGGACUUUUGUUAAACAAAGAUUCCUUCCAAAGGUUCCUUGAAUCCAAAGGAAUGAUGAUCAUGGAGUCAUCAGAAAUUCUCGAAGGACUUGAAAACUGUUUGCUCCAGGACAAUCCUCAACAAGCUGUCUGUAAGUUUAACUUUACGAAUUUAAACAACCAUGUGCUUUCUCAAAACGCCUCCCUUCGAAGGCGCUUUUUUACUGUCGUAACAGAAGAGCUGAAAAAUAUGAAGGCAAAUGUGCAACAGGACUUGCAAGUCAACUCAGCCUCCAGUCCUGAUAUUUACAUUAAGUCUCUGAUUUGUGAAAUCACGCACACUAACACAGAAGAGCUAAAAGAAGAUACUUCUCUCUACAUCCUUGGAAUUGAUUCCAUGCUGGCAAUGACCCUGCAAAAUCGUGUAUUCCAAGAGAGGAAUGUGGAGCUUCCUCUGAUUACUUUACUUGAUUCGAACACAACUGUUUCAAUGUUGAUAUCAUUGCUACGGGAAACUGGGCAAGAAGAGCAGCAACUUUCAUUAAAGGAGAGCGAAAUAAAUGAUAGCGAGGGUGAAGGAACUUGGUUUUAAUACUGUAAUCCAAGCAUAAUUAAAAUUGGAAGAAAUAAAAUAUACAAAUACACUGGAUUCGGAAAGCUGUCAGACUCCUUCACUAUAUUCACGCGUUGCUUUGCUGAAGCCUUAUGCUAAAAUCAUGUAAAUUCAGUUUUUCCUCACAUCAACCAAUACUCAAUAUCUCAGAAUGACAAAGUAAAAUGAGAUUUUAGAAGUGUUACAAAUGCAUUAAAAAUUAAUGAAACCAAUUGACCUCUGGUCUGGUCACAUGCAUUUCUUCACCUUUGUUAUUCUUGCAUUUUAUACCCUGCACAUAACACUCUGCAUAUCCCACUGCUCAUCUUCUUAUUCCUAUUAGGUGUUCAUUUUCUUCUACCUCUUUGAUUUGCUUGACAUUCAGUAGAUGUCACUGGUCUUCUUUUUCUUUCCGCCAUAGCACUUCAUUUGCCAAUUACUUUGCCGUAUGUGAGAUGGCCGAACACAGGUUCAAACAAAGCUGGAACAAAUCACAAAUAUUUUGGGACACCAGCCGGGUAAUCAGUUUUAAUUUUCACAAAACUCUCAAUAAACUUAAAACAGGUGCCUUCUGGUAAUACUUAACAUAAGGCAGCCGGGAACAAAACAGAAAAUAACUUCAGCGUUUAGUUCUAGCAGACAAAACAACGAAAGGCUUUCCUAGAGCUUUCCCUCGUUGAGAACUGGUCUCAUCAAAAGACAAAUUAGUGGAGGCACCCGGUAUUUUUAUUAAUGGGAGGACCGAAAGAGGCGGAGCUUCCUUCAUUAGGAGGUUUCUGGGAGCUGUGGGGAGAAAAGGAAAGUUAGCGACAGCCCCCCGCUCUCGCCCUGGUAGGUUACUGUUUACCUUGACUGAGCCAGCAAGGAGAUCGUCAGACACACAUGCGUGACAUG